Aureococcus anophagefferens is the source of this 1141-nucleotide messenger RNA. RefSeq lists its product as hypothetical. The coding region runs from base 146 to 823 and encodes 225 amino acids. The record is from RefSeq and is a predicted model, not a curated record. Gene Ontology annotation, cellular component: CCR4-NOT complex. Gene Ontology annotation, biological process: negative regulation of translation; mRNA catabolic process. The transcript has a single exon. Lineage: Eukaryota; Pelagophyceae; Pelagomonadales; Pelagomonadaceae.
AAUAAUCCCGACUGGGAUGGUGCCUGUAGUGAUUGCUUCUCCAACAGCUAGAGCUUCACUCAAGGCAACUCUCUCCCGCCGCCGCGGCGUCAGAAGCCCACGACCUCGCUGUCAAGGCGGCGGCAACCUCAGUUCGUAGGGACUCAUGGCACUUCCAGAAUUUGAUUUCUCUCCCGAGUUUCCCCGCCCCCCACCCCCCGCGCUUCAGUUUCAUCAAACAGAGUGGCUACAUACGCGUCCAACCACCCGAUUCGUACAUUUUUGCCCGUCAAAGAGCACGGUUGGCAGUGACGAGCUUUGGUUCUUGUUGACGCGCGCGUAUCAGUCACCGCUUCCGCCCUCGCAGCAGCAGCAGACGCUUGCAGCACUAGCUGGUGCAUCAAGCCAGGUGAUACAGAGCGGAUUGGCGCCGCAUCAAUUACCUGAAGUCGUAGAGAAUAAUCCGAUGGUUGCCAUUCAGUGCUUGCUUAAGCUCAUGGGAUCACCGAUUCUCCCAGAGUACCUCUCCGCUCUUGUGAAAAUGGACAUGUCACUCCACUCGAUGGAGGUAGUUAAUCGGCUCACGACUGAUGGGGUGGCUGAACUUCCCGCCGAAUUUAUUCGUGUGUAUAUUUCCAACUGCAUUUCCUCGUGUGAGAACAUAGAUGACAAGUACUAUCAGAAUCGCUUAGUGCGGUUAGUCUGUGUUUUUUUACAGUCUCUGAUAAGGAACAAGAUUGUCGACGUCAAUGAUCUUUUCGUUGAAGUGCAGGCUUUCUGCAUUGGGUUUUCUCGCAUUCGAGAAGCGGCCGGCCUCUUCAAAUUACUAAAGACUUUGGAGUAGCAAAAUGCCCUACCGUGUCGGUUCUACAAUCAAGUCGGUGGGAGUCGCCGGUAUUCGGCCGUUCUCGGAUGCGUUCUGGGUGGACUGGCCGGCAGGAAAGAGGUCGUACACCUUGCAAUUCAAUUCAAGAUUUCAAGGGAGUGCCCUGGUCCUGGUAGCUGUCUAGCAGGUACUUGAGUUCUUUGCCAAGAUUGGGCUUUGAUAACUUCUGGUGCCUCUUGAAAGACUAUUCGAUCGGCUAGUUCAUUCUUAUGUGGAGACGAGAUCGAUACGUGAAUGACUCGCUUCCCUUUGCACAUAACUUAUUGUUAGAAUCCG